AUGUGUGGUUGGCGCUGAGAGUUCCAGCGCAGAGCAGCAGGAGCAGCUGUGUGCCUGCAGCUCCUCUGGGCGGACACCUCCACUGGAACCACCGCCUCUUUCUCCAACUGCACUGGGACAGUUUUAUGCCUCAGCUUUUCUUUUCUUUUUUUUUUAAAACAUAAUUUAUGACCGCCAGUCCACCCUCCAGGACCCCUCAGGGACCGUGCGGCCGCGUCAGAGAAGCGUGAAGACGACAUGGGAAGCCCCGAGUGUCCGCGACGAGCGACGCUGUGGUGGAAGUAGUCCCGUCUUCGAGUCGCCGGAGAGGGAAACUUUAAAACGAGGCUUGUUUUCGGAGCUCCUGCCUCCGCUCCCCUCCUCUCUCCCCGUAGGAUUUGAUUCAAAGGCGAAAACCAAGAUGGCCGCCGACUCCGUGCAGGAGUGGUGACCUCCAUUUUACCUAUGAGUCAUCAAGGAGGCUCUGGACCGGGAUAUGUGCAAACUAUAGCCUCCUCUAAAGUGAGCACCUAUAGAAAGGAGAGCGGGGGUGUUUCUUGAGGGCUUGGGGGAUGCCAGGGGCCAGCUGGUGGCGGAGCGACUGGGUCUGGGACAUAACCUUGAACUAUCCGACACCAUGGUCCAACAAAAACUAGACGAGAUCAAGGAGCAGAUCCGCCGUGAGAUCCGCAAGGAGCUGAAGAUCAAGGAGGGUGCAGAGAACCUGCGCAAGGUCACCACAGACAAGAAGAGUUUGGCCUAUGUGGAUAACAUGCUGAAAAAAUCUAAUAAGAAGGUUGAGGAGCUUCACCAGGAGCUACAAGAGCUUAACGCCCACAUCGUGGUCAAAGAUCCUGAAGAACUGCUAGAAUGCCCUCUGACCCCAGACACCCCUAACAGUGAGGCCAGAAUGUGCACAAGCAGUAGCCGCCUCGCCGCCCUGAAGAGACAGAAUGACAUUGAGCUCAAGGUCAAACAGGGCGCAGAGAACAUGAUUCAGAUGUACUCCAACGGACCCUCCAAGGAUCGCAAGUUGCUAGCGACAGCCCAGCAGAUGCUUCAGGACAGCAAGACGAAGAUAGAGUUCAUCAGGAUGCAGAUCCUUAAAGCCAGCCAGACCAGCGAGUUGAGCUUUGAGAACAAUGAUAUGAUGGAAAAGCCCAUCAUCAGCCCAUUAGACCUGCGGGUGGAGGAGCUGUGUCAUCACGCCAGGAUAGAGUCUGCUGUCGCAGAGGGAGCCAAGAAUGUCAUGAAACUUCUGGGCUCAGGAAAAGUCACCGAAAAAAAAGCACAUUCAGAGGCCCAGGCUCGUUUUAAUGAAUCCAAUCAAAAACUGGACCUCCUGCGAUACUCCUUGGAGCAACGCCUCAAUGAGUUGCCUAAAAACCACCCGCGCAGCAGCAGCAUCCUAGAGGAGUUGUCCAUGCUGUCGUCACCGGCCCUCAGUCCCAGAUCUAGCCUCAUCUCCACACAGAACCAGUACAGCACAGUCACCAAGCCCGCUGCACUCACAGGCACGUUAGACGUCAGGCUCAUGGGCUGUCAGGACCUUCUGGAAAAUGUCCCGGGACGUUCCAAAGCUGCGUCUGUCCCGCUGCCCGGCUGGAGCCCCAGCGAGACGCGCUCCUCCUUCAUCAGCCGAGCAAAUCGAAACCGUGGCGUGAGCUCAAGGAACCUGACAAAGAGUGAGGAGCUCUCCAAUGAGAUCAGUGCAGUGUUGAAGCUGGACAACACGGUAGUCGGUCAGACGAGCUGGAGGCCAGUCAGCAACCAGGCCUGGGACCAGAAGUUUACAUUGGAAUUGGACCGGUCUCGUGAGCUGGAGAUCUCGGUGUACUGGCGUGACUGGCGGUCGCUCUGUGCCGUCAAGUUCCUUCGGCUGGAAGACUUCCUGGACAAUCAGCGUCAUGGGAUGUGUCUGUACCUUGAGCCACAAGGGAUGCUGUUUGCUGAGGUCACAUUUUUUAACCCUGUCAUUGAGAGACGACCAAAGUUACAAAGACAGAAGAAGAUUUUCUCGAAGCAGCAAGGUAAAACGUUCCUGCGAGCCCCUCAGAUGAACAUCAACAUUGCCACUUGGGGUCGCCUGGUGAGAAGAGCCAUACCAACUGUCAGCACAAACUCCUUCAGCCCGCAGGCCGCUGAGACUGGACAGAGCAGUCUGCCUGGUUCACCUACACCUUGCAGUGACCCACUGGUGACCAAACUGGACUUUGACAAAGACCCCACACCAGGACCCAGACACUACCCAGUGCCCGAUGACAUCAGAGAACCGCUGGUGCAGGAAAAGAUGCCCGACAAGGAGGAAGUACAGGAUGCGCUCGCCUCAUUUGACUUCUUGAACAAGAGAAACAGUAUGGUGGUGAAGGGGGAUCUGGAUGGAGGGGGGGAGCAGGACAUCCAGCACCCGGACCUGGAGCUCACUGCCUUCCAGAAAGACCCAGAGAUAAGGGAAGAAGAGCAGUUCCACUUCAGCCUCCAAGACUUUAAAUGCGUGGCGGUCCUCGGACGUGGUCACUUUGGAAAGGUGUUGUUAGCGGAGUAUAAAAGCACCGGUGAGAUGUUCGCCAUCAAAGCUCUGAAGAAAGGAGACAUCGUGGCUCGUGAUGAGGUGGACAGUCUCAUGUGUGAGAAGAGGAUUUUCGAGGCGGUCAACAGCGUCCGCCACCCGUUCCUGGUCAACCUGUUUGCGUGUUUCCAGACACAGGAACAUGUCUGUUUUGUCAUGGAGUACGCGGCGGGAGGCGACCUGAUGAUGCACAUCCACGCUGAUGUGUUCGCUGAGCCCCGGGCUGUAUUCUAUGCAGCCUGCGUUGUUCUGGGAUUACAGUUCUUACAUGAACACAAGAUUGUGUACAGGGAUUUGAAGCUGGACAACCUGCUCCUGGACACAGAGGGCUACGUGAAGAUCGCCGACUUUGGACUUUGCAAAGAAGGAAUGGGUUUCAGGGACCGCACCAGCACCUUCUGUGGCACCCCCGAGUUUUUAGCCCCUGAGGUUUUGACUGAAACCUCGUACACCCGCGCUGUGGACUGGUGGGGACUGGGCGUCCUCAUCUUUGAGAUGCUGGUUGGAGAGUCGCCUUUCCCCGGCGACGAUGAAGAGGAGGUGUUUGACAGCAUCGUCAAUGAUGAAGUCCGUUACCCACGAUUCCUUUCAACUGAGGCCAUCUCCAUCAUGAGGAGGCUUUUGAGGAGGAGUCCAGAGCGACGCCUGGGAGCAGGAGAGAAGGACGCAGAGGAGGUUAAGAAACAUCUAUUCUUCAGGCACAUGGAUUGGAACGGUCUGCUGGCAAAGAAGGUGAAACCUCCGUUCGUGCCGACCAUCCAGGGCUCCAGCGACGUCAGCAACUUCGACGAUGAAUUUACCUCAGAGGCUCCGAUCUUAACCCCCCCCAGGGAACCCCGAGUGCUGCGCUCUGAGGAGCAGAACAUGUUCUCUGACUUUGAUUACAUUGCUGACUGGUGUUAGCUUCACAUGACUCCUCUCUCUCCACACACGCACACUGUGAACCAACCAACACAGCAGUGACUGUAGCUCAUGUGUUUUUAAAACUCUUCCUCCUCCUCCCGGCCCAAAACGUUGAGGAGGAGCAGCGGACAUGGCUCCUUGAGCCUUCGGGCAAAAACCUUGUGCCAUUGAGAAGAAAAUUAAGUUGCCUCCUGAGGACCCCCACUUACUUUUUUAAUCCACAUGAAGAACUUUUUUUAAAGAAACAAGAACAAAAGAAACUCUGUUGCUGGAGAGUGAAGGAGGAGGGAUGCUGUGUCCGUUGUCUGACCACUGAGAAUGUUUUUCAUAUGAACUCUGAGAAGAAGACAACAAAUCACAAUCCUGUUAUUCAGUGUCACUGUCUUCAUUUUGUUUUGAUCUGUACAGAUUAUAUUCAGUCGUAUAUUUUAUUGUCAUGUCUUGUUUUAUUUGCAAAGCCCUCGCCGUAGCUUUAGGACAUUUUUAUCUCACUGUAAAGUUUGACUUUUCUGCCGCCAUCGUGUGUGAGACUGGUGUUCAGUGAAUUUUUCAAAAGUGCUCAAAGCAUCAUUGCUGAACUGCAACAAGCAUCUUGACUACUACUGCUCUCCUCGACUUGAAAACGAAGUAAACACUUCAUUUCCGUGUGUCGGGGCCCGGCCCUUGUUCAUGACCCACUUUAACACCUGGUUCUCUCACUUUGCAUGUGUGCUCAGAAGAUCCCACACAAUAAUAAUAAUUCUCUGAUGUAAAGCCGCAGUCAUGCUUCCUAAGCUGUUAAUAAGUGACCGUCACAGAGUUUCAUCUGGAAGCUUCACAUUGGAAACGUUAAACACUCUGAACCUUUGGUCAAGAACAAACAAUGCAGAAUAUUUAAAUGUCUCUGACGCCCUCUAGUGGCUCUGCAGCUGAAUUCAGUUCUGAAGAUGGAAGUAGCUCAUGAUGUCUCUGCAUCUUUGAAGAAUACAAAUCCAAACUUGAUAUUAGAUUUUUUUUUAAUUGUCAGAACCGGGUUCAGCUGGCUCCUAUAUUUCAUUGUAUUGAAAGGUCAGUUGUGGAUAUCAUAUCAUUUUUUUUCUCAUUACCUCAUUAGUCAACUUGAGUCUCACCGUUACAGCUACAUGACCAAAUCCCUCCUGUUCCUUUUACAGCAGCAAACAAAAUCUUUGAUCGACUGAAAGUGAACCUUUUGACAGAUUAUUUCUUUGGCCGGGGGCGGAGCACAUUAAAGUUAAUUUAGGUCUAAAUGCCAUUUAAAUGCUCGCCUGACUGUUUCUGUGACAUUUUUUUUAAGCUGGAACAGUGAAACCAGCAUGUUGAAUAUGAAUUGACUCUAAUGUUGCAGACCUGUUGAUAUGAAACACUACAGGGAAGGGCAGGGUAUAUUAUAUAUACAUACUGUAUGUACACAAUUAAGCUGAAAGCACUAAUUUUAAUUAUCUACGUUUCUUAAUGAUGAAAAUAGAUUGUACAAAGUUUUUCCCUUUUUUUUUAUUCUUUGCUUGUGCAUGUUGUCGCCAGAGCAGAACCUUAUGGAUGGUACACACAGAUACCUGAGUCACAGUUCACCCUGGUGUAAAAAAAGGCAUUUUCGUAGUCUGUUGCCUAUCAUGAAUGCACAAAUUAAACAUUUGUAAUAGUUCCUUCGCUUUUAUUUUUAGUCGCAACCCUCGACACAUCCUGUGUUUACGUUGAGUAUUUCAUUUUACAGUCUUAUGUCAGAGGUUUCCUUCCUGCGAUGACACCUAAUCGUUCAAGUGAAGGAUUUUAUGUAAACAAAUUGUUUAAACGUUAUUUAAACCAUGAGCGGAUUACCAUG
Messenger RNA from Pleuronectes platessa (European plaice), 5270 nucleotides. It is a transcript of the gene pkn2a, whose product is annotated as protein kinase N2a. Bases 617 to 3451 code for a protein of 944 amino acids. Gene Ontology annotation, molecular function: protein serine/threonine kinase activity; ATP binding; small GTPase binding. Gene Ontology annotation, biological process: protein phosphorylation; signal transduction. The transcript has 24 exons. NCBI's taxonomy places the organism in Eukaryota, Metazoa, Chordata, Actinopteri, Pleuronectiformes, Pleuronectidae. The record is from RefSeq and is a predicted model, not a curated record.